AAUAAAACGAAACAGAAAAUUUUAAUCGGUGGUGGUAGUGCUUUUGGAACCAAAGAAGCUUUGGGAUUGCAAAAAGGAAACCGAUGAUAUUAACAAGAAGGACAUAUUUCGCACACUUUUUCCACAAGAUUCGGUUACACUUGCCCUAAAAUUUCCAACGUCCCAAAAACCCUAAUCUCUCUAAUUAUCCCCUAGCCGUUAAAUUUUCAAACGAUACCUAUAAGUUUAUAUAUCUAAUUAUCUAUAUAACCGAAUGGGAAAGAGAAAACGAAGAGCUGACCGGAACAAGACCCCUCCUUUUCCAGCUUACCAGAUUAAGUCCUGAAUUGCAGCAUUUUCAUCUCACACCUCUCAAAUGGAAUCAUCAUUAAAAGAGAAAUCUUCUCAUUCGGUUGGCUCUACUGGAGCAAAGUCCACGUCAUCAUCUCUCAUGAAUAACAAGGAAAAAUCACCGCAAAGCCACCACCAGUCAGCCGCCAAUCACCGCCACCACAAUGUUAACCGGACAUUGUCAUCAAAAGUGCCACGUCACUACUACAGUCUCCAACAUUCACAACAAAAAGCUGCAAAUUGUUCAGGCACGUCAACUUCUCAUGGAAAGAAUAAUGACAAACAUUCUUGGAAGUUUGGUCAUAGGCCAGAAUCAGGAUUCGGAUAUCAUGGAGGGAGGAACAAUAAGGGAUCACGGAGGGUUGACCGAAUUAGGUCAAAUUCCAUGAUGAUAAGUGCAAUUUCCCCAAAUGUAAAGAAUAUGGAUUGUGGAUUAUGUCGACAAAGAAUGAGUGAUUUUUCAGUUGUGGCAGUUUUAGUUUGUGGUCAUUUUUAUCAUGUGGAAUGUUUGGAAACAAGAACUAGUAAUGAAGAUAGAAGGGACCCACCAUGUCCAUUGUGUAUUCCCUCAGGAGUCAACAAUUGAGUUGUUGUUGUAGUAGAUAGGCAUUAGCCAUUGUACUUAGUGCUUACCUCAUUGUACCUUGAAAACUAGGAAGCUUGUUGGAAAUAUAAGAAAGCUUACAAGUGUUUCUUUUAUGUCUAUGUGAAGUAUAUAUGAAGCAUUUUGCAUCAGUUGUAGAAUUAUGAACUUUGAAGUAUUGAUUGUAGUAGAUAGGCAUUAGCUGUAGUACUUGGUGCUUACUUGAUUGUACCUUGAAAACUACGAAGUUGUUGAGCAAUAUAAAGGUUUGUAAGUGUUCCUUUUUGUCUA
This is a messenger RNA of Lactuca sativa (garden lettuce), 1204 nucleotides long. RefSeq lists its product as uncharacterized. Lineage: Eukaryota; Viridiplantae; Streptophyta; Magnoliopsida; Asterales; Asteraceae. The record is from RefSeq and is a predicted model, not a curated record.